UCGCCUGUCCUGGCUGGAAAACUCUGGAGUUGGAUUCUCCUUGGACUACCCCACCAUCAGUUUACACGCCGUGUCUCGGGACCUGAACGCCUACCCGUGGGAGCACUUGUACGUCAUGGUGAACGCCAAAUUUGAAGAAGAGGAGACAAAAGAGGCUCCCAUGGCUGAAGGGGAGGAGGAAGAAGACAGUGAUGACGAUGUUGAACCGAUUGCGGAAUUCAGAUUUGUACCUAACGACAAAUCAGCCCUGGAGGCCAUGUUUUCAGCCAUGUGUGACUGCCAGGCUCUGCACCCCGACCCAGACGACGAAGAUUCAGACAAUGAUUACGAAGGGGAGGAGUACGACGUUGAGGCUCGCG
Messenger RNA from Tauraco erythrolophus (red-crested turaco), 359 nucleotides. Lineage: Eukaryota; Metazoa; Chordata; Aves; Musophagiformes; Musophagidae. The record is from RefSeq and is a predicted model, not a curated record.